Coccomyxa subellipsoidea C-169 is the source of this 3381-nucleotide messenger RNA. RefSeq lists its product as hypothetical. The record is from RefSeq and is a predicted model, not a curated record. The transcript has 23 exons. Bases 1 to 3381 code for a protein of 1126 amino acids. Gene Ontology annotation, molecular function: protein binding. Lineage: Eukaryota; Viridiplantae; Chlorophyta; Trebouxiophyceae; Coccomyxaceae.
AUGGUCAGCCACCUGGACAUCAGUCAUCCUCCUCAGGACACAGAUGCCGCCAUCCCAUCUCCAGCAGCUCAGGCAAGCUGGGGCCCCAGCCACUCCGAGGUGUGUGCCGAAGUCGCCGCGCUCUCUGGCUGGCUCCUCUGCAGAGCAGCAGCCCCACAGGACGAGGCAAUUAACGCCUUAGAGCGCGGUGCGGGGCACCGCGGCGCGGAUCAGAGCGGCUUAAACCCAAAGGGCCCCCAGUUUGAGGUGGAGCUGCGCGCUGUGCCGGCGGCUGCCGAGAACGGCGAGGUGCUGAAAGCCGACGGCCAGCUCAGCGAUGACGAGGACGCGGCGCUGACGCGCACGAUCGCUGCUUUAGUUUUGAAUUUGCGCGGAAUCGACCCCGAGAUUCGCGAGGACUGCAAGGACAAGGUGAGGGAGGUGGCUGGGGAGGGGCUGAUGCGCCUGGUGCGUUUCCUGGACCCCAUGUACUCCGACAGGGGCGAGCGCCUGCGCAGCAAGGCAGCCACAGCACUCGCGCACCUCGCCACCGACAACGAGGCCAACGCCCAGGCCAUCCUGAAAUUAGGGGGUGUGGAGGCGCUGACGGCUGUGAUGGGCGCGGAGAGUGAGCCUGUGCUGGCGUGUGCCGCCAUGCAGGCCUUGACCACCCUGGCUGGCCACGCCAGCGCCCGUCUGGCGGUCCUGCGCGAUUCUUCCCUCCUGCCAAACCUCACCCAGCGCCUGGGGCCAGGGGUGGAUGAGGGUGUGAUGGAGGCUGCGCUGUGGCUGUUCAGCACGGCUGUCCAGGGGGACAGCAGCGCCCAGAAGCAGGGCCUGAGUGCCCUGCCCGACCUGGUUCGCCUGCUGGACAAAGGUGCCAGCAGCACGGUGACGGCUGCGGCUGCGGCUGCACUGACCAGCCUGGUGGCAGGGAACGCGCAGGCACAGGCGGCUGCCCACAAUGUGGGCGCCCUGCCCGAGCUCAUCAGGCUGUUAGAACUGGCCAUGCCGGAGACAGGGUCACUGACGGAGGGAGCGGUGUUGCCCGUGGCAGCGGAGCGGGCAGUCUGGGCAGUCGCUGAGCUGGCAGCGGGCUGCCCGGCCAAUCAGGACGCAGUACGCGAGUUGCACGGCAUCGCGCCCCUUGUCUGGCUGCUGGACGGCCCUGCAGAUUCCAUGAUCACAAUUGGUGCGGCUGGGGCGCUGUGCAACCUUGCGGAGAGCAACCCAGAGAACCAGUCGGCGAUCACAUGCACUGCCGCACUGGACGCUUUUCCCCGGCUGCUGCGGGAGGGGCUCGCAUCCCACAGCUUCAUCGUUGAGGUGGUGGCGUGGUGCAUGCAGCACCUGGCGCAGGGCUCCCCGGAGGCGCGCGACGCGAUGCGCGAGGCCGGAGCGCUGCCAGUCUUAGUAAGCGUGCUGGACAGCGCGGAUCCCCAAAGCGCGCGCGCCGCCUGGGCCGUCUCAGCGCUCGCCGCCGACUGCCCCGCCAACCGCGCCGCCUUCCGGGAUGCUGGCGCGCUGCCGCGGCUGGUGCGCAUGCUGUCCUCGGGCGAUGAGAGCGGCCUCACCGCCGCAGCCGUGUGGGCGCUCCUGCAGCUUGCUGGGGACUGCCCCGAAAACAAAAAGGCCAUUGCAGCUGCGGGAGCGGUGCCCACCUUUGUGCGUCUGCUACAGUCCAAGAAUGAGCUGGUGGCUGAGGGCGCCUCGGAGGCAAUGCUGCACAUCGUGACCCCCUCGCAGCAGCAGGAGGGGGCCCCUGCCCAGGCGGCCGGCCACGCUGCCCUCAGGGCAGCCGGCGCCAUUCCCACCCUGCUCAACCUGGUUGAGGGCAGCCCGGACAAGGCAUCAGCGGUGACGGCGCUAGGGACGCUGCAGAACCUGGCAGCGGAGAGCGCCGCCAACAAGGACGCCAUCCGCGAAGCCGGAGGCAUUCCUGUUCUUAUCAACCUCGUCGAAGCGGCGCCCGAAACGCAGGCGGCUGACGUGGCGGUGGAGGCGCUGGCAAACCUGAUGGCCAGCUGCACGGCGAAUCGGGAGGCGGUGCGCGCGGCCGGGGGCGUUCCUGUCCUGGUGCGCCUGCUGGGGGCCGGCCCCUGGAAGGACAUCACCGAGCGCGCCACCAGCGCCAUCGCCGAACUUGUGCACACCUGCCCACAAAAUCAGACCCAGGGGGCGAUUAUAUCGGAGGGGGGUGUGGAGGCGCUGGUGAGGCUGCUGGAGGGGGGUCCAGUCAGCGCGGGGACGGCUGCAGCGGUGUGGGCGCUGAUGGAGCUGUGCGUGCGCAACCCAGGCGGCCAGCACGCGCUCAUGCACCACGGAGGCCUGGAAAAGGCUGCCGGCAUCCCUGUCAGCCAUCGCACGACUUUAGGCACCUUCGCGGCGGCGGCCUGGGCGCUGUUCGCAGCAACGCAGUCCAACACAGAAACUCGCGAUGCAGCCUUUGCCGCCGGAGCACUUGAGCCAUUGCUGCUUCUUGUCGAGGGGAGCGGCGCACAGGCUGCGGUGGAGGGCGCAUUGAGCAGCCUGGCCAAUUUGGCGGACGGCUGCCCGGAGGUACGCCGCUCGGCAGGGGAGGCUGGGGCCAUAGAGCUGCUCGUUACCUGCCUCCAGAGCGCACAGAAUGGCAAGGGAACGCUGCGCAUGACGGAGCUGGCGGCGCACGCGCUGCGCACGCUGGCAUUCGAUGACGUGGCGAACCAGGAUGCGGCGCGCGCGGCCGGGGCCCUGCACUUAUUAACGGCGCAGCUGCGCUCGGUCGGCACCACGGCGCAGCGCGGCAAGGAGCGGCAGGCCCGCCGCGAGAACGCCAUCCUGGCCGCCGUGCGCGCUGUUCAUGCAUUAGCCCGCUCCAACGUCGCCAACCAGGAUGAGCUGCUGGCGGAGGGUGCAGUGCAAGAGCUGGUGGCCUGCCUGGUCCGAUCAGGCGACAAGCCCGUGGCGGAGUAUGCUGCAUCUGCUCUGCUCGUGCUGUCGCACAAUCACCCAGGCGUGAAGGCGGCAGUCGCGGCGAGCGGUGGCAUAGCUGCGCUAGUGGCGCUGAUCGCGCGGCGGCCGGCCGAUGACCGAGCGGCGGAGCCGGCGGCCGGCGCGCUCGCCAAUCUCGCACAUGACUCGCCCGGCAACGCGGCGGCCAUCGCCGCGGCCGGUGGCGUGCCGCCGUUAGUGGCGCUGCUGGGCGCCCCAGCCGAGCGCAAGACGCCCGAGUGGGCCGCGCUCACUAUCCAAUACACUGCUCAGCACCACCGGCCCUCCCAGGCCAGCUUCAAAAAGGUGGGCGCAGUGCCUGCGCUGACUAAGCUCGUCGGCUACGGGCCGGGGAGCGCCGCGGCCGCCGCUGCCGCGCGUGCUCUGCUCGUUCUGGCGUAUGACUACGAGAAACUUCUUCACUGGCUCUGA